AAUUAAACGACGUCGCAACUUUGUUGGCGUAGCGUUCCGUUUUCCUCUGCUUGUGUUCUCUUUGUUUUUUAUUUUGCCAAAGCCUCUGCUUGGUGUUCUCUAGCACAGCACAACCUUCCAUGGCGACUGCAGUGGUAGCCGCAGAGUCCGCCACAAAGCAUCCCCGACCGGGUCGGGGCGGGUUCCAAGCCCAUGGACUCUCCGAAGAAGAAGCCCGAGUCCGGGCCAUCGCCGAGAUCGUCGGCUCUAUGGUCGACCUUUCCCGGAAAGGCCAAAACGUCGACCUCAACGCCCUCAAGUCCGCCGCUUGCCGGAAAUACGGCCUCGCACGUGCUCCGAAGCUAGUCGAGAUGAUCGCAGCGCUGCCGGAGUCGGACCGGGAAUCGCUGCUCCCGAAGCUCCGGGCGAAACCGGUCCGAACCGCCUCGGGAAUCGCCGUAGUGGCCGUGAUGUCGAAGCCGCACCGGUGCCCUCACAUCGCAACCACGGGGAAUAUAUGCGUCUAUUGCCCUGGAGGGCCUGACUCGGACUUUGAGUAUAGCACUCAGUCUUAUACUGGGUACGAGCCUACUAGUAUGCGCGCAAUUCGAGCUAGAUACAACCCUUAUGUCCAGGCUAGAAGCAGGAUAGAUCAGUUGAAACGUUUGGGUCACAGUGUUGAUAAGGUUGAGUUCAUCUUGAUGGGUGGUACCUUCAUGUCACUGCCUGCGGAUUACCGAGAUUACUUCAUAAGGAAUCUUCACGAUGCCUUAUCAGGACACACCUCUGCAAAUGUUGAAGAGGCAGUUGCCUACUCUGAGCAUAGUGCUGUCAAAUGUAUUGGCAUGACAAUUGAAACAAGGCCUGAUUAUUGCCUUGGACCUCACUUGCGACAAAUGCUUUCUUAUGGUUGCACACGUUUGGAGAUUGGAGUUCAAAGCACAUAUGAGGAUGUGGCUCAUGACACUAAUAGAGGCCAUACAGUUGCUGCUGUGGCUGAUUGUUUUUGCUUAGCAAAGGAUGCUGGCUUUAAGGUUGUUGCACACAUGAUGCCUGAUCUUCCAAAUGUGGGGGUUGAGAGAGACAUGGAAAGUUUUAGGGAAUUCUUUGAGAGUCCCUCAUUUAGAGCUGAUGGGCUUAAAAUUUAUCCAACCCUUGUAAUUCGUGGAACUGGGCUUUAUGAGCUCUGGAAAACUGGAAGGUAUAGAAACUAUCCACCUGAGCAACUUGUGGACAUUAUAGCAAGGAUCCUGGCCAUGGUGCCUCCGUGGACACGUGUUUAUAGAGUUCAGCGUGAUAUUCCUAUGCCGCUAGUUACUUCUGGGGUUGAGAAAGGAAACCUUAGGGAGCUAGCCCUAGCUCGGAUGGAUGACUUGGGCUUAAAAUGCCGUGAUGUUCGGACACGAGAGGCUGGAAUCCAAGACAUUCACCACAAAAUUAAGCCUGAAGAAGUGGAGUUGGUUCGUCGCGAUUACAUGGCAAAUGAAGGUUGGGAAACAUUUCUCUCAUACGAAGAUACACGCCAGGAUAUUCUCGUUGGGUUGCUGAGGUUGCGAAAAUGUGGUCGGAACACUACAUGUCCUGAACUCAUGGGAAGGUGUUCUAUAGUCCGUGAACUUCAUGUUUAUGGAACUGCUGUUCCAGUUCACGGGAGGGAUGCUGACAAGCUGCAACAUCAGGGUUAUGGUACACUUCUGAUGGAGGAGGCUGAGCGUAUUGCUAGAAGGGAGCAUAGAUCAACAAAAACAGCUGUUAUUUCAGGAGUUGGAACAAGGCACUAUUAUAGGAAAUUAGGCUAUGAGCUUGAAGGGCCUUACAUGGUUAAACAUCUUGUGGGACAAGACUAAAUAAAUAAAUAGAACACGAUGUGGUAACAUGUUUUGUAGUUGGUAUAAAUGUCUUAUUGUCUUUUAUGGUAAAUUAUGUCUUAUUGAGUUGUGCAUUCAUAUUUUUGGAGUUUGUUUUAGGUCAAUAAUUUUCUGGAAUACAUUAUUCUUUUUUUUUC
Molecule: messenger RNA, 1984 nt
Organism: Ziziphus jujuba (common jujube)
Lineage: Eukaryota; Viridiplantae; Streptophyta; Magnoliopsida; Rosales; Rhamnaceae
Product: elongator complex protein 3
Exons: 9
Coding region: 120-1826 (568 amino acids)
Biological process (GO): tRNA wobble base 5-methoxycarbonylmethyl-2-thiouridinylation
Cellular component (GO): nucleus; elongator holoenzyme complex; cytoplasm
Molecular function (GO): acyltransferase activity, transferring groups other than amino-acyl groups; iron-sulfur cluster binding
Source: RefSeq, a predicted model, not a curated record